Molecule: messenger RNA, 1428 nt
Organism: Oryza sativa Japonica Group (Japanese rice)
Lineage: Eukaryota; Viridiplantae; Streptophyta; Magnoliopsida; Poales; Poaceae
Product: caffeoylshikimate esterase
Cellular component (GO): membrane
Molecular function (GO): lipase activity
Source: RefSeq, a predicted model, not a curated record
AAAAAUUUUGAUUCGCUCGCUCUCAGGUCGGAGUACGCCCACUCCGCUCCGUCCCCCCACCACCUCCGAAUCACAUGGCGGCGAUCUUGCAGCCGCCGCGCCACGCCGCGGUGGUGGCGCCGCGGCGGGCGGGGAGGCUCGCGAGGCCGGGGUGCGCGGGGGGGAGGAGGGCGGCGGUGGCGGUGGCGGCUGCCGGCGGCGCCGCCAGGGACAGGAAGCCGCCGAGGCUGGAGGGCGCGAGCGAGGAGCUGAGGGCCGCCGCGGCGCAGUGCCUCGACUGGGCCCCCGCGCGCCGCCGCGUGCGCGGCGCCUUCGCGCCUGUGCUCCCCACCCUCGACCACUGCCUGUUCAAGAUGGCUCCCAAGGGAAUCCAGAUGGAAGAGAAUUUUGAAACCAAUUCAAAGGGGGUUGAGAUUUUCUGGAAGAGUUGGCUGCCUAGGGAGGGCACUGCCACCAAGGCAGCACUUUUCUUCUGCCAUGGAUAUGGUGAUACUUGCACUUUCUUUUUCGAAGGGAUUGCGAAGAGAAUUGCAGCAGCAGGAUAUGCAGUAUAUGCUAUGGAUUAUCCUGGUUUUGGUUUAUCAUAUGGUCUUCAUGGCUACAUUGCCAGCUUUGAUGGAAUGGUGGAACAUGUCAUUGAACAAUACUCACGGAUAAAAGGCAGGAAGGAGGUCCGUGGGCUCCCACAUUUUCUAUUGGGACAAUCAAUGGGAGGUGCAGUGGCUUUGAAAGUACACCUGAAACAACCAAAAGAAUGGGAUGGAGUGCUUCUUGUUGCACCUAUGUGCAAGAUUUCAGAAGAUGUUACACCACCAGCGCCAGUGUUGAAGGCAUUGAGCAUAUUGUCAUGCCUUCUUCCAGAAGCAAAGUUAUUUCCACAAAAAGAUAUUGGAGAUUUGGCAUUUAGAGAUCCAAGUAAAAGAAAAGUAGCUGAGUACAAUGCCAUUUCAUAUACCCAACAAAUGAGGUUGAGGACAGCAGUUGAACUUUUGAAGGCUACAAAGGACAUAGAAUCCCAGUUGGAGAAGAUUUGUUCCCCAUUGCUGAUUCUCCACGGAGCAGCAGACUUGGUUACCGACCCCCAUGUCAGCGAAUUCCUGUACGAGAAAGCUAGCACAAAAGACAAGACUCUCAAGCUCUACGAAGAUGGAUAUCAUUCUAUCUUAGAGGGUGAACCUGAUGACCGGAUUUCAACUGCCAUUAACGACAUCAUUUCAUGGCUGGAUUCGCACUGCUGAAUACCAUUAUACAUUGUCUUGUUGAUCUGCUGUGCUGUCUCAAUUUAAGUAGGAAAUGAAUCGCAUAAUAAAUAGGAGUCGAUCUGUACGUGUUCGCUUCUUUAAGAGAGUAAAAUAAUGCAUAAAUUUUGGGAACAUGAAAGGCUCGAAACGUUCUCUAGUUUUGUUUGUUGUUGGUGGUGGCUGGUAA